AUGGACUCCAUGCCGGAUGAGUUCCAGCAGGUCCUUUCCAUCAGCCAGAUCCGUGCCACCCGUGCCACCAAUGACUACGUGGAGAGACCUGCCUGCAAAAAGGCCACUUCCAUGGUUGCGCUGUCCCAGACGCCGCCGGUCCAUAAAGUGGAGGUGACUCAGGAACGCCUGGUGUCCUCCGUCUUCCAGGAAUUUCACCCCAGCCAACCCCACCAGACACUCCUGCCCCAACAGCCUCUGAGCCAUUCCAGCACAGCCAGCUCCAUCUCCCACAGCACUGCCACGUCAGAGCAGCAGCUCCUCAGGGCCAUCACGCCAUCGCACUCCGGACACUCGCUCAUCCGGACGCAGCCUCGGGCAAGCGACCCAAAGGCCGAAGAGCUGCUGAAGGGGACCCCGGAGAAAUCCCCCACCCUUCACCCAGGCCAUCUCUUCAUCUGUGAAGAAUGUGGUCACUGCAAAUGUGCCCAGUGCGCCACUGCCCGCACCUUGCCCUCCUGUUGGCUCUGCAACCAGCGUUGCCUCUGCUCGCCGGAGAACCUCAUUGACUACGGGACUUGCCUCUGCUGCGUCAAGGGCAUCUUUUACCACUGCUCCUCGGAUGAUGAGGACACCUGUGCAGACGAUCCCUGCUCCUGUGGCCCUGGCUCUUGCUGCGCCCGUUGGGUGGCCAUGGGCUUGCUCUCCUUGCUCAUGCCCUGCCUAUGCUGCUAUCUACCUACCUUUGGUUGCCUCAAACUCUGCCAGAAGGGCUACGAUGCCGUCAAACGGCCAGGCUGCCGCUGCCAGAGCCACACCAAUACCGUUUGCAGGAAGAUCUCCCCGCCUAGUGGUCUCGCUCUCCCCAAAACUUUGGACAAACCAGUAUGA
Thamnophis sirtalis is the source of this 870-nucleotide messenger RNA. It is a transcript of the gene SPRY3, whose product is annotated as sprouty RTK signaling antagonist 3. Gene Ontology annotation, cellular component: membrane; cytosol. The record is from RefSeq and is a predicted model, not a curated record. Gene Ontology annotation, biological process: negative regulation of fibroblast growth factor receptor signaling pathway; negative regulation of Ras protein signal transduction; negative regulation of MAP kinase activity. NCBI's taxonomy places the organism in Eukaryota, Metazoa, Chordata, Lepidosauria, Squamata, Natricidae.